AGAGAAAGAAAGAAAGAAUGGUAUCGCGCAAUCAGUGAGGGAGUUUCGCAUCGGUCCGUGGGCGUCAUCAUGGUGUGUGGGUUGAAGCGUUUUUAAGAGACAAGUUUGUUUUUAAUCGAUAGAACGUGGUAAUUUUCAUUAUUACGGUGAUGUUUUUACAAGGAAUGUUGCCGUUAUUCUACGAAUCGCUAUGGAGAAAAUUAUUAGUACGCAGUGUACAGUUACGAAAUAAAUUUUAAGCGAAACGGUACGACGGUGUAUACAAUGUCGAAUACAGAACAAAUUUUUUUCGAUCAUCGAUUUGUGUGGAAAUACAAAUGGGCGAUUGUUAUAUUACCGAUAUUAUUUCUAACUCCAUCAAACUUUAUAAAAGCCAACAAGAUAUCGUAUGGCAACAUAAAGGAUAAUCAAUGUCCUGUUGAGUGUGAUUGUCUUGGAAAUGUGGUGGACUGCAUUAACUUACAAUUGAUUGGAGCACCCAGCGGACUACCACCAUGGACAGAGAUCUUAGGAUUAAAGGGGAACAAUAUAGCUAGUUUGGAGCCUGAUAUUUUAUUACAUUUAACUAAAUUGAAAGAAUUAGAUCUUAGUGGAAACAAAUUUGGAGAUGACUUUAGAAUUAUUCUAUCAGAAGGUACGCACUUACAAAUGCUUAAAGUAAAUAAAAACCAAUUAACACAAGUGCCAGACAUGUUUUUUGUUAAAAACAUAACACAUCUUGCAUUAGCUCACAAUUCAAUUACCGAUAUAAAUGGAACCGCAUUACUCAACUUGCAACGGCUUCAAAAUUUAGAUCUUAGUGGAAAUAAAAUAAGUGUUAUUCGAAAUGGAUCCUUUCUUGCACCUAAUUGCCUUACACAUUUAAAUUUAAAUAAAAAUCAAAUAAAAGUCAUUGAAAACGGGAGUUUGGAUAAUUUAACUUCAUUAGAAGAAUUGCGACUGAAUAAAAAUCAUUUGACGCAAUUGAAAGAUCUUUUUACAAACUUAAAAAAAUUGCGUAUAUUGGAAAUAAAUAGAAAUGAAUUGCAGACAAUCCAAGGACUUAGCCUUAGAGGUUUAAAAAAUUUAAAAGAAUUACAUUUAAAAAAAAAUAAAAUCGAAACAUUAGAUGAUGGUGCGUUUUGGCCUCUCGAAAAUUUAACGAUUCUAGAACUUGACUUUAAUUUAUUAACUAUGGUGAGAAAAGGUGGUCUAUUUGGAUUAGAACAUUUACAAAAAUUAACGUUAUCACACAAUCGAAUACGCACCAUUGAAAUACAAGCAUGGGAUAGAUGCAAAGAAAUCAUCGAAUUAGAUUUAUCGUACAAUGAAAUAUCCACAAUUGAACGAGAUACAUUUGAAUUUUUGGAAAAAUUGAAAAAACUUAAACUGGAUCACAAUCAGAUUACAUACAUUGCAGAUGGCGCAUUCAGUUCAACUCCUAAUCUACAAAUAUUGGAAUUGAAAUUUAAUAAAAUUUCGUACAUGGUGGAAGAUAUUAAUGGUGCCUUUGAUCCACUCGGACAAUUAUGGAAACUAGGAUUAGCACAUAAUAGAAUAAAAUCGGUAAACAAAAAUGCGUUUACUGGAUUAAGUAAUGUAACCGAAUUGGAUUUAAGUGGAAAUAAUAUAACAAGUAUUCAGGAAAAUGCAUUCGUUUCAAUGACUAGAUUAACUAAAUUGAGAAUGAAUUCGAGUGUUUUAGUUUGUGAUUGUGGCUUACAAUGGUUAAGUAUGUGGUUACGUGAGCAUAGUUAUACCGAUGCGGAAGUUUAUUGCGGAUUUCCACAUUGGUUACAAGGAAUGUCAUUAACUCAACUUCAUCAUAAAAAUUUUACAUGCGAUGAAUAUCCGAAACCAAGAAUCAUCGAAGAACCUAAAAGUCAGAUGGGUAUUAAAGGAGACAAUGUGACAUUGGUUUGUCGAGCAACAAGUACCGCUAUAGCAAGACUACAUUUUACUUGGAAACACGAUAAUAUUGAAAUUAAUGAUGACAAUCUACAAAUAAACACCGAUUCUACGGAGAAUGGAGUAACAGAGGCAACUUCUAUCUUACAUCUUACUAACGUUACUCAUGCAAAUGCUGGAAAAUAUCAGUGCAUGGUGACCAAUACAUAUGGAACAACAUAUUCCGCAAAAGCAAAAUUAAGUAUUUUAAUAUAUCCAUCUUUUUCAAAAAUUCCACAUGAUAUACGUGUAAUUGCUGGAAGUACUGCUCGCCUUGAAUGUUCAGCAGAAGGGCAACCAUCACCGCAAAUAGCAUGGCAAAAGGAUGGUGGUAAUGAUUUUCCAGCGGCAAGAGAAAGAAGAAUGCAUAUGAUGCCUACUGACGAUGUAUUAUUUAUCGUCGAUGUGAAAACUGCUGAUAGUGGCGUUUACUCGUGUACCGCGCAAAAUCUUGCUGGCUUGAUCGUUGCAAAUGCUACUCUCACGAUAUUAGAAACACCAUCGUUUGUAAAACCAAUGGAAAAUAAAGAAGUGACAGUUGGUGGUUCGAUCGUAUUGGAGUGUAUGGCAAGUGGUAUGCCCAGACCAAAAUUAUCUUGGCGUAAAAAUGGUAAUCCUCUGUUAGCGACUGAACGACAUUUUUUCACUGCUGAAGAUCAGCUUUUGAUUAUUGUCGACACUAGAAUUAGUGACGCUGGUAGUUACGAAUGUGAAAUGAGCAAUUCAUUGGGCAGCGUUGUUGGCGCAUCUCAUCUUACUGUAAAACCAGCUCCGAUUUCGACUCUCAGCCCCAUAUCGGUAAACGAAGAUGAUAUUCUUGGUUUGAUAAUAAUCACUGUUGUAUGUUGUGCUGUUGGUACAUCUAUAGUAUGGGUAGUUAUAAUCUAUCAAACUAGAAGACGGUUGAAUAAUGUUGCUCAAGGUAGAUCGCAUGCACAACCAACGCCGACUCUAACAGGUACGGUAGCAGAUACGCAAACGCAUAUAUAUUUGGAGACGAGUUCCCAGCAUAGUAAAGACAGCGGUACAGGAGAUAGCACGAAUCCUAGUAGCGAUCAAUUACAAUUAUGUUUACCUGAGGAAAUCGUUACGUGCUCUGUGAAUAAUGAGGAAGAACCAAGUGCAGUGGUAAAUGUAGGGGCUCCAUUGUUAAGAUACACUAAUCACGAACGAAUCGUUCGUGAGAACAAAGACUGUGCCGUUUAAAAAAUGAUUUCAAAUAUGAUUUUUUUUUUCUUCGUAACUGAUUCGUCAUGUUUCAUGCAUGAACAUUUUCAUUUACAAUGUGCAAAAUAAUUAUCGAAAAACUAUCAAGCAGAAUCGUUCUGAUCAUUGAAUUACAAAGUAAUAGUCACGGCAAUCGUACAGUUGGAUAAAUUUAUUGUGUCAUGAACAUUAUUUUUGUGAUGUAUGAUGAUAUGAACGUGAUAUGAACGAACGAUAGUUUAUUUUAUUGUGUUUUAGUUUUCAUGAAAAAAAAAAACUUGUCAAAAGAAAAAUACGUAAAUUAGAAAGUACUAUUGACGUAUAAUUUGUAAAUAUUUAGAGUAAGAACUCGAUUAAUUCAAUUCAUGUCGCCGAGAAAAGAGAAAAGUUAACACAAGUAUGUUGACACCGGGAAUUAACCCGUAAUCCGCAAAAGCCACUUACUAUGUAAACCAGUCUUUUGUGAUAGAUAUUUAUUUUUAGGAUUACUUAAUUACUAUUAGAAUAUACAAUGACUAUAUUUAUAAUGCCCCAUGACGUAAGUUUGCCUAAAAAAAAAAAAGAAAACGAAAAAAACAGAUGAAACGAGUAAAAAAAACGUACAUAGGUCUACGCACAGGUAUUUUAUAUUCAACAAAACGCGUUAAUCAUGUGUAAAUAUACAUCGAAAAGAAAGAAAGUGUGCGUGCAUACUUCCGUAUACGCUGUGUGUCUGUUUGCGUGUAUGUGUGUGUAUGUAUGUAUAUGUGUGUGUGCUGUGUGUACACAUUGUUAUGCACCAAAGUGCUAAUAUGUAGACAUUUAAUAAUUUGUCUUCCUCUUUAUUUUUUAUUCAUAAUCAUUAUGUCACUUUUAGAUAAAGUAGUUUUGAAAUAAUUUAAUCGAUCAAUAAUGAUUGCUCAUCACUGAUAGAUAUCAAUAUAAUUUUUCUAAUAUUUGAUUAUAUAAUGUCGUCACUGAAUCAAAGAUUUUCCUUUAAUAUUAAAUUUCAGUGAAAUUUUUUCUAUGUAAAGAAUAAUUGUAUUUCGUUAGUCAAUUAUAUAAACAUUUCAUUAUUUUUAUCGAGAAGAAAUUUUUACAAAAGAAAAUGCAUAUUUUUCUUUUUUUUUCUUUUUUUUUUUUUUCCAUCAUUUUGUAUAAUUAAUUUUUGAACACAUAUUUGUACGUUUCAAUAGAUGGUACUUUCAAUUGAAAUGCACGCACGAGAAUAGAAAGAAUUGUGAUUAGUUGAACGUGCGAUAAAACGACGAUCGUUAUGUAACAAGACUCCAAUGAAUAUUAUAAUUUCUGUGAGUUUCUGUAAGUUAAUUUGUGAUAUUUUUAUGCCCCAUGAAUAAUUUAAAAUUCUCACAAACAUAGCACAAGAAUAUCAACGACAGCGCGAAGAUUGGCAAAUGUCCGAAACUUAAAUAAAAUAUUACGACGAUCAUUGUUUCGUUGUCAUGAUGGUUUGAUAAUGAUGAUGAUGGUCAUACAUGGUCUUAUAUAUACAUAUAUAUAUAUAUAUUUUUUUAGAUCUUAUAUUUCGAGAGAAUGAAAGAAAAGAAGAACGAGUGAUGACCAUCUCUUUUGACGGAUAACAAAACAUCGUAUUAUAGUAUUAAAUGCGACAAAUAGUUAUUCCGUUAAAGACGAGAAAGGAUCGAAAUGAAAUUUGUACUUUAUUUUUCGAAGCAUUUGUUCACUCUUUUUUUUUUCUUCUAUAUUUCAUCGAUCAAUGACUUUUGUGGUUCGCGCUGUUUUUUACACGAAAAAAAGAACGAUAUUUCGAGAUUGUUCAACAACGUUUCUCAAGGGAAAAGAAAAUUUAACGUCAAUAUGAUGAAUUCACUAAUUAAUCGCGAAUGAUCGCGAUUUAACAUUGCGUCCAGCAAUCUAAUAGAUUUAGCAAGAUCGUGCAAACUUACCAGUGACAAGUAUUAUAAAUUGUAUUUUGCCAAUAAACAAAGAAAAACUAUCUUACGAAACAUCGAUGGGGUUCGCGUGUGUGCGUGUGUAUGUGCGCGCGCUUUAAACAAGGCGUCCUCGUGUAAUUCAGUAUUUUUUCCUUGUUGUUACGUGGUAUAUUAUAAGCAAAUACAAGUAAUGUAUUAGGAUAAUUAGAUUUGUUGUAAUCGCGAACGAAGCGAACAAUCCCCGACACUUUUUUUUUCUUGUCUUUAUUAUACACUUUUUCCUUUCUUUUCUUUUUUUUUUUGAACUUUAUUUACCAAACGAGCAUACUUUGUUAAAAUAUAAUUGCUGAUACAUGUACAUAUACAUACGAGAAAGAAAGAAAAAAAGAGGGAAAAAAAAAAAAACAAAUUUUUAAUAAUUUUUUUUUUUUAAUUUUCAAAUGAUACGCCAGCGUAUCAUAAUCGUUUAUUUUUCCUUCUUUUUUUCUUUCUUUCUUUUAUUUUUCCUUUUUAACGAGCAUUAUAUCUGUUGAAUGUACGCGCAGGUGUGUACAUAUUUUACACGGUCGCGGUCACGGUUAUCCCUCGAUUUUCAAUUUUCUGUUUACAUAAAAUAUACGAUGGUUAUCAUGGAAACACGCAUCACAAGUAUUUUCUAUUUUUUUUCAAACAAAAAAAAAUGAAAAAAUAUCGAUUCACAUUCAGACGAAUCUAAUAUCGACUUUCUUUACAUCGAUUAAAUCGAUCCGAUCGAUUAUAAAUCGCUGAACGGAAUCGAAUCAACGAUUCGGACCGUUCCAUUCUAACCAAUAUGGAGGGAUAGCGAUUUGCGAUUUGUUUACGAAAAGUGAAUGGGAGAAAGAAAAAAUAGUUCGAGAAAAAGAAAGAGAGAGAGAGAAAGAAAAUAGUAUUUGUUAUCUAAAUUUCCAAAUAUCACAAUGAUCAAAAUAUCGUAACGCGUAAGAGAGUGUUUUCACGAUAUUCUCACUUGGUUCUCUUAGUCACGAAGCCCGAUGAUAAAAACAAACGGUUGGUUUUCCCGAAACGAGAUUCCGUAAAACAACAAUAGGAAAAACGUGCAUCGUGAUAAGUCAAAGGGGGAAAAAAUCUAUAAAUAAAUAAUAAGGAUAUGAGAAUAUUUAAAUGAGAUAAUAAACGAAACAAUAACGUCUCUCGAAAGAGAUUUCUACGACGUUGAUUAUUCGUUCAUCCUCGCAAAUGAACAUCAUUUUUUUCGAUUAAUAUUAUAAUGCACUUACGAAAUAAUAAUAUUUUUCUUUUUUUUUUCUUUUGAUUCUAAGGAAAUCGUUAAGAUUCUCGUUCUAUUUUGUUUUACAAAUCGCGGCGACAGUUUUCUCUAAGAUCCUGCUUGUCAAAAUUGACGCCCGUUUCAUUGGCUGAAAAAUAACAGCGAAUAUCCUGCACGAACGAGAUAAUUAGAAUUUCCAUCAUCGUUGAUGAAAACGUCAAAAUAACAAAUUAAUUUGAUCGCAAUAUAUAUAUAUAUAUAAAUAUAAAUAUAGAUAUAUAUAAAUAUAUAUAUAUAUAUAUAUGUACACAACAGAUGAUAUCGAGACUUCGCGUAGAAAUUUCGGGAUACGCAUACGAAUACAUAAAAAUGAUAUUUUGUAGAUAACGAGAAACUUGUAUUUGAGCGUAUCGUUUUCGUCCUUUGGGCAUAAUCCGGGAUCAAAUUUCAUCAUUCGUAGCGUUCAACGAAACACCGCGAUAUCGAUUUUCUACCGACCAUUAUUAUUACUUAAUUGAUUCGCGGCAAAAUCGAACGGCGCGAUUCGUCACAUUUGUAACACAAAAUUCUCUAACUAAUCUAUUCAUUUAUCUAUCUAAUUAACUAACUAUAUUUAUCUAUAUUUAUACGUACGUGUUUCGCGUUGUUCACGAUAAAAGUAACAGUGCUUCGAACAAUGUCGAAAAAUCAUGAAAACGCAAAUGUUUGCUCGUUGAUCAACGAUCGGCGAACCGUUCGAUCCUCCAUUCUUUUUCUUUUCUCUUGUUUAUUUUAUUGCCGCAAUCGUCCACGAAUACGGAUAAUUAUAUAAAGAGUUGUUUCUUGUAUUUACGAACAGAGGAGAAUACGUUACGAGACGGCGAACGGUGCGCCAUCGUCGGUGUCGAUUUUGACUAAAUCGCGGAAGCGGCUAAACGGAUUUAUCUUAUACAAAAAUAUCCGGAAAAAUACAAGAUUUUUAUCGAAAAUUUGUUAUCUAUACAUCUCAAUCGGUCAUUUAAACAACGAUCGCUCGUCUAUAAACAACGUGACGUAUAAAGCGCGAUCUCGUUGCUACGAGUUACACGACCGCAUUCAUUAUUAUCAUUAUUAUCAUUAUCAAUUUCCUCGAUCGCUAAUCCUCCUCUCUUCUAAUCAAACUCGAUAUCGAGAUUUCGAUCGGUGUCGUCGAGCACGCGAUCGCAGUGGAGAAAAAUGUGAUUAGGUGAUUAGGCCGGAUGCGUCGAGGGAGGGGAGAGGGAGGGGUAGGGCGAAAGGGGAAGGGGUCCGCACAGCGAGAGGAACGGCGAAUUCGUUUCGAAUUCGCGAUACCGUGCGCGUUUUCGAAAAUUAGGGAGGGAAGAAGGAAAGAAGGUCGUCGGUUUAAAACGCGACGAUCAAUAGGAACGAGUCGGUACCGUGUAUCACCGUGUCGCCGUUCACCGUAUCACUUCCCCGCUUCCUCGCUAAUCGAAACGCGUACAAUCGAUUUACCAUCGAAAACGGAGAAGAAAAAAAAAAAUAAAAAGAGAGAUGUCUGGUGAACACGCGCGAAUCGCGAUCACUCGAAGAAAACGAUCGUUCGCGAGUGAAAAAAUUCUACCAAAUAGUAACAGUAAUAGUAGUAAUAGUAGUGGUGAUGAUGAUAGUGGUGGUGUAGUGGUGGUGGUGGUGGUGGUACACACGCGGUUAGUGCACGAUCGAAUUGCGCGAGAGCGAAAUAUCGGGCGAGUUUUGCACAGUGUUUGGUCGAUUCACGGCCGAUGAUCGCGAUCACGGCAGUUGAAGUAACAACGAGAAGCAAGUUCGACCGAGUGUUUGUUUACUUGUCCUCGUCUCGCCUCGCCCCGCGUGCCGUUAUCGCGCUUCAACGGUCGCUUCGCACAGAAGCUUGGGCUCUCUAGAAGAGCAACGGUCGUCAAUAGUUGUUCAUGUCCUUGAGCUCGGUGUAAGCGAUCCUCUUUCGGUAAAGAUUCCCACUCGGCGAUAUCACUUUCCUCUUGUUUGGCAUCGUGGACGGGCCCGGUACGUAGUAAUGCCGCCUUUUGUACACCACCAUUCUGUAAACGAUUAGCAAACGAUUAACGUCACUUUCCUUUAAUUCCUAAAUUCCUACGAUCGACGAAUCGUCGAUGGAACGAGAGUUAAACAACGAGAGGUUUAUGUGCCGUUCGCUUCCUGUAAGGACACGCUCGUCGUUCGCGACACGCAACAUGCAUUCAUACCGUACGUUGCGCGCGCAUAAUAAACAAUAAAUCAAUUUAACCGUGUUAGAUCAAUUUAACGCGUUUAAUCUUUGAUUCGAUCGUAAGUAUUUUGCGCAUAUUCAACGAUAUCGAAGAGUCGUACGAGACGGAGACGGAAAAAAGAUAUAGGUUUCGCGUUCCAGGUUAAUGGAUCGGUUUGCCGCGGCGCAAAAGAUAAAAUCGCGCGUUACGUGUACGAUCGUGGCAACUUCCGGUGUUUCUCGAGUCGUCAUCGUUGUGUCGUUGUGUCGUUGUGUCGUCGAAUUAAUCGUGGCUGAAGCAGAGAAUUGCGACUUUCGAUCGAUUUAAAUUUCAAGUGAAUUUUGUUCCAUCUAAGAUGAGCGUGUUUUAUUGCUCGACGAUAAUCGAGGAGACGACGAGGAGAUAAAGAAAGGAGAUAAAGGAAAAAUAUUACACGAGAAAGAACGGUGUCAACGUUUAUGCAGUUGUUUAUGCGACCUGUCGAUACAAUAACGAGAGUAUUGUGUGCCGAAAAUAUAUAUAUAUAUUAUAUAUAUAUAUAUAUUUCGUUGGCACUGCAAGAUAUAACGGAUAAAGGAAACGUGAUAAAAUUCGUGGAGAACAUAUCGUUGGAAUAAUCGUUGGAGAACAGGUGUCGGGUAGAUUUUCUGAUUUAUACACUUUAUUGAAAUGUUACCACCACACAAGGCAAGCAAACGUAAGGCAUAGCGAGAUAUAUGUAUAUACAUAUAUAUAUAUAUAUAUAUAUAUAUAUAAUUAUAUACAUACAUAUAUAUAUAUAUCGUUGAUCGAAACAAAUUAAAUUUAUCAUCUACUUUUCCCUCGCGACGAUAUUUUUAGAUAUAUUUUUGCUAAUCUCUAAUCUCUAGCCCAGUCUUGUUCCGGUCGUCCUGCAACCCCUAUACUCAUCCAAUUCGUCCGAUUCGUCAAUUUUAUCGAUCGAUCAACGAUCCGCUGCGAAAUGCGUCAACGAUAAUUUCUUACGUUCUUUUAUUGUUGUUACAGAUAUCUCUAACGAGCGAAAUAUUCAUUUUCGAUGAUAAUAGGUAGGAACGUCGAGUUAUCGCUAUCUAUACGGCAAUAUAUAUAUAUAUACACCUUUGUUAAAAAAAAAAAAAUACUUAACAACGUAUUGCCGGAAUGCGUCGACUAAUCUAAAAACGGGCAAUAUUAAAAACAUUUUUUAGCUCGUUGAUAAAAAUAAUGCGACACGUCGAGAUCUUGUAAACCCGUCUUGGUCCCCCUCUCCAAGUAGGAAAAACUUGGAGAUCGUCGUACAAGAUAAAAAUUAUACAUAAAAAAAAAAAAGAAAAAAAAUAAACUCCGUUUAUCCGGAAUGGAACAGUGGCGAGGUUGACGGUUCAUCCGAGGAAUGAUCCAAGAUUCAUUGGUACGGCCCUCUUUGGUAGCAUGAUACGAAGUAGACAAGUUGGUUAGUUGGAAAAAAAAUGACUAGACAAAUAUACAUAUAUAUAAAUAUAUAUAUAUAUAUAUAUAUAUUCGCUUCCUCGAUUCUUGGAAUAAAUCGGCUUCGAUCGAAAUCGAAUUCGUUUCGAUUUAUCAUCGAUCGACUCGUUCUUUCUUUCUUGACCAACUUUGUUCGCGUGCUUCGCUUUCGAAGCGAACAGAAGAAGAAAAAAAAAAGAAGAAAACAAAAUUCAUUCCAUAAUACUGCGAGUUAAGAGAAUAAUAACAAAUUUUGGGAUCGUUAACCCGCGUCCUUACUUAAUCCCUUAAAAAAGAGCGAUCCUCGACCAGCGAAGACAACGAUCGUUACACAACGGGGGGGGGGAGCACGAUUAAAAAUCACAGAACUAGAGAAAAUCACGUUACUAGAGAAACUAGAAAGAAAGAAAGAAAGAAAGAAACAAAGGAAGAGAGAAAGAGAGAGAGAAAGAGUCGCGAAAUAAACGGAGAAUAAAAACACCGUGUCCGAUUUCCUCCCAGACGUGGUGGACUCCUCGUAGAAUUCGGGGGGGAGGGGUGGGGGGGAGGGGAGAGAAGAACGGAGAAAAAGCGAGAUCGGCGUUUUUUGUGCACGCUUGGCACAAAAAAAAGUUCUCCCAGACAGACCGAUAGAUAGACGAACAGGUGCUAGAAAUGGCGCAAGCAAGGAUAUCUGAAACAUAAAGCAAAAAACGGAGGAGAAGUUGGUAUCAACCGUAUCAACGAGCGAGACGAAAUUGGAUGUGUGCGUGUAUACACGCACACACAAGAGAUGGACGAUGAACAACUUACCUCACCCGAUAAAUCCUGCGGCCAAGGAUAUGACGAGGGCGAGAAUACCGGUCAUCACUUGGCCGGCGGUCGAGACGACGACCGGUUGAGGGGUCGAGUUGGAGUGGAAGGUCGCCACGAAACGAUCCUCGGCCGUCAAUUUGUCCCCGUACCUGUUCAGCAAGUCCAAGAUGACCCCGUUGCUCCAGCCGAAGCCCAGCUGGACCUCGUACUCGCCACCGCCCCCGUGCCCGCCCGAGACGGUCGCGUCGUACUGAGAAAAACGAUGGAGCGUAACCGAGUGGCAAGGAUCGCGCUAUCCGCAUAAUCGUCGGUACUACCUUCUCGAACAUGCUGUGCGUCUCGUUGUACGCCUUGUAAUUGCUUCGAACCCACCGCUCGCUUAUCUCGUAGGCGAGCCUCUGGGCCCAGGGGUCCUCCGUCUUGUUCAACGCCAUGAUCACGAAAUAUUGGAGGGGCGGCCAAGCGUUGGGGUAAUCCCACUGCUCGCCCGAGUGCUCGAGCGUGGUCGGUAUACCGCCGAGAUUCAACAUUAUCUUGUUCUUCUCCAGAUACUUGAGCACCUUGGACACGUACUCCUCCCUCUUGGCGAUGUCGUAGCAAUCGGUCCACAGGGGGAGGAUGUUGGUCGGAUAGAAGUAAUCCCUCUUUAUGUCGUUCAAUAUGUCGUAGUCGAGCCAGGCACCGACCUCGUCGUGCCACAGCACCGCCGUGAUCGCCCUCUUCCACUCGGCCGCCCUUUUCUGGUAAUACGCCACUUUCGAUUCGUUCCCCAUCCUUUGAUUGUACUGUGCCAGCAGCACCGCGUUCCGAUAUAUUAUCGAGUUCAGAUCGACCGGGAUGAUGUACCUCGUUUUCAAAUUGGUCAGAUUACCUGAAGAAGAAGAAGAAGAAUAGGAUCGAUGACGGGGUUAGAAUGUUCGAGGAGGAGAUCUCGUUUAGGGGAACAGAUUUGGAAAAGAACGGGGAGAGGAGAGAUAGAGAUAGAGAGAGAGAUUGAGAGGAAAAAAGAGGAAGCAUUUAUCAACGUGGUUAUUAACAAUCGCGUCGUGUUACGUUGCGAAACACAGGAUUAUUACAUCGUUUCGAGUUUGCUCGAACCGAGUCCAAGAUGGGGAGGGAGAAAAAGAAAGAAGAAUUACCUUUGUUCGUGCCGUCCAGUAUGAACCAACGGCUGGAAAAAUCCCAACCGGAUUCGGCAGCCGUUUUCAACUCCGAAUAAUAAUUGUCCUUCUCUUCGUUGGUGCGAAAACUUUGACUGGUGAGGUAAUCCUCUCUGAACGACAGAAAUUGGACGAUUAGAGAGCGUGUGGGCGCGAGGACGAUCGGUUACUACUUACUUGUAGGACUCCGGCCGAGGACCGGACGAUUCCUCGUUGUAUCUGGCCAACACGUAAUUGACACCGUCCACCUCGAUCUCGACCGUCCGAUUGGUCAUCCAAAAGUCGAACUCUUUCUCGAGGAGGUAAAGAUUGUUCUCGAGCCACUCGUAAUCGUGAGUGGUCUUCAGAUACUCGUCGACCAUGGGAAUCAACAUGGGCGGUUGGGAUCUCAUAGUGUAGUAUAUCCUGCCUCCGUUCGGGAUGAAACCGAUCUUAUCCACGAGGGAGACGAAAUUGGUCAACAUUCCUUUCACGGUGGUGUACAUCUCCGAGAGGAGCAAUCCUUUCACGAUCCAAUACGAGUCCCAGUAAUAAAAUUCGCGAAAUCUACCUCCGGGGACGAUGACCGGAUGCGGCACGUAAAUGAUCGAGUAGAGUUCCUCGUUCACGCGGACGUCGUCCUUCAUCUUUCGCCCCAACAUUUUCCAAAUACCGUUCAACUCGGCGGCGAAGUUUCGAAGAUCGUCGUCGAGAAUUCUGGAGAGAAACUUGGGCCUGAACGUCCAAUCGACCGGAUCCCAAUCCUCGAACUCGGAUCCUUCCGGGUCGAAAGUGUCGUUGACGAAUCGCUCGAUCUGGUACCUGGUUGGCAUCUGAUCGUGCCGAUCCAUGAAGUCUCGAAACAACUUCAGCGUCUCGUAAGGCGGAUGUUUCAUCUUCAUGUCGACGAACGUUUUCGAGUCCUUGUAGAUCGAGGCCAUCUGUAUCGUGUGCAGCAACUCGCCUCGGCAGUAAACGUCGCUGCAAGCCCAACACGCACACGUACACGCACACACUCUCGUCGUGUAUAUUCGAAACAAUCCCGUUUCUUUCCUAUCCGCUAUCUAAAAAAACCUCGAUAACCUAUCGUCCCCUCCCACCUCCUCCUCCUCCUCCUCCGUGGUCCCGUUCUCCUAUCGCGCGGAUCUCGCAUCCCCUCGCCAUCUUUUAUCCCCUCCUUUGCCCAAUUCCAACCAGCAAUUAUCGCGAUAACGGAGAGACCCUGGAUUUGCUUUAUUUUUUUUCCUUACUUAUUUAUUUAUCCCAACCGUUCUAUCUUUCCUCCGCGUUAUCUCGAUUCGCGAAACUCCUACCUGGCCACUCCCCCCUUCUCCCUCUUCCUCCUUCCUCGUCAAAUCCGACUCCGUUUCGUCGUCGAAUUGAUCUUGUGAUAAAAAUACGCGCGAUAAAUACGUAAAAAAAAAAAAAAAACGUUUCAAAGAUAUUAUUUCUCUCUUGGAAAA
This is a messenger RNA of Apis cerana (Asiatic honeybee), 13326 nucleotides long. Its product is annotated as leucine-rich repeats and immunoglobulin-like domains protein 3. The record is from RefSeq and is a predicted model, not a curated record. NCBI's taxonomy places the organism in Eukaryota, Metazoa, Arthropoda, Insecta, Hymenoptera, Apidae. Gene Ontology annotation, molecular function: protein binding.